AUGCGCGCUUGGUCGGUCUUGGGCUUUGCUGGCCUCUCAGUGGCUUCUGCAAUCUCGAGCGUUCCUGUCCCUACUGCAACAACGUCUGUCAUUACUACUACAUCUGCUACGUCUACUGAAACAACCACCUCUGCGUCAACUUCCACCUCGACCUCUCCCACCUCCACAACCAUUGUCACUGUUGCAACGGAUAGCAGUGGCCAAUUCACGGUGAUUGGCGAUGCUAUCAACUACGCUCAAAGCCAUGGAAUCCCAACUGUAACUGUCCUCGCGGGUACUUAUACCCAAGCAGUUACUGUGUCUGCAACCCCAACUGUGACGGUUAUUGGUCAAAGCGAUGCCGCCGACGACUACACCCAGAACGAGGUCACCAUUACCAACGCAGGCACUGUUCUGACAAUCAACAAUAAUGUCCAACAGGUCAGCUUCAAGAAUGUUAACUUCCUCAACACUGCUUCUGGCUCCGGUGCCAUGGUGUUGAAGGGAAACAAGUACAGCUUCUACGACUGCCAGAUUGUCUCAACUGGAACACUGGGAGUCACUGCCAGUGUUGGUCUCGGAAUCAUCGCAAACUCUUACAUCGAGGCUCUUGAUAAGAUCCUGUACGGCGGUGCCAAUCUCUAUGUCUACAACACCAAGAUUGUCCCUGUUGACAGCUCCGCUCUGCUCGCUUACAUGAAGGGUACCACCCAAACCAGCACUUCAACGCUGUACAACUCCACCGUCAUAUUCGAUCAUGUCACAGUGGCUGCAAAGACGGGAUCCUCGAUCAGCAAUGUGGCUUUCGCUUCUGCUAACGGUCCUGGAGUCGUUGUCCUCGUCCGAAACUCCGCCCUCGGCAGUUUGAUUGCCGCCACCGGUGCUCAUGUCGACACCAUCAGUCAAGACGGACAGAAUCUUUUCGCUGAGUACUCUAACACAGGCUCGGGUGCCUAUGCCAGCAAUGCUGUUACUCGUGCUCAGUACGUGUCAGUUCUCGAUGCAUCGGUCUUGUCUGAAUACAGUGUCAGUGCCGUAUUUGCCGCUGCCCUCCCCGGCUAUGCUUCAGCUGAUACAACUUGGGUUGAUUCAUCCCUUCUGGCUGCCAUUCAAAACGCAGAUAAGGUCCAGAGCUCAUCUGUGAUCUCGACCCCUACUGCCUCGACCGUUGCAUCCUCGACGGCUUUGGUUGCUACAAGCACAACUGCCGCUGCCACCGCGACAUCUACUUUCAUUGUUAACCCAACAGCUGGUCCUUACAAAAAUGUCACUGCUGCUAUCGCCGCCCUGCCUAAUGAUAGUCAAGAGUACACCAUCUACGUCAUGGCCGGCACAUACAAUGAGCAGAUCUCCAUUACUCGUACGGGAAAGACCAUCCUUCGCGGCGAGACGACGUUUGAGAAUGAUUACACUCAAAACACUGUCACUAUCUCAUACUCCAACGGUGUUUUAACCAGCGCAAACAAGGAUGAGGAUACCCCGAUUGUCAAUGCGAAGAACACCGACGGCAAGGGCUUGGCCAUCUACAACAUCAAUUUCCAGAACACUUACCCUCAAACCGCGAACACUGCUGCUCUUGCUGCCGACUUCUACGGAACUGUGCAGUCUUAUGGUUGCUCCUUUAUUGGAUACCAGGAUACACUUCUGGCGAACAUGGGUACACAAGUGUUUUCUAACUGUUACGUUGAGGGUUCCAUCGAUUUCAUUUGGGGUUUCUCAACAGCUUAUUUCUACCAGUCGGUCAUCGCAACGAACACUGCUGGCUCUUGCAUUGCUGCAAUGAGCCGCUCUUCUUCCACCGCCACUGGAGGUUACGUCUUCGAUACAUGUCUCGUCACCUACACCUCCAGCUACGGUAGCACUUAUCAAAACACUUGGCUCGGCAGACCCUAUUCAUCAUACAGUCGCGUUGUUUACAUGAAUUCGUAUCUCGAUAAGCAUAUCAACCCUGCGGGCUGGCAUGUGUGGUCAACUAGCUCUCCUCAAACAGACUACGUGACGUUUGGGGAAUUCAACAACACCGGACCUGGAAGCUGGUCAAGCAGCCGUGCAUCAUUUGCCACAAACCUCACUGAGGCCCAGGCAGAUGCCUACACUUUGUCCAACUGGGUCGGAGGAACCUCUUGGCUCGACAUGGACGCUUAUGAUUACGUUCCAUCUUACAACUUGACUCCCUCGGCAACUACCUCUGCUACCAAUGUCUCAACCGCUUCCGCAGUGUGGGCUCACCCUUCUAACGGGACUACUCCCCCGACCGGUGCUGUUCUGGUUAGUGUCUCUGGGUCUGUCAAUGGCUCCUAUGCCAACCUCACUGAUGCUCUUGCCUCUCUCCCGGAUGAUACCACUACUCAGAUUAUCUUCAUUUAUGCUGGAACAUACGAGGAGCAAGUCCCCACUAUCAACCGCAAUGGUCCCGUUAUGAUUAUCGGCUACACCACUGGAAACCCUGGCCAGAGCUAUGCAGACAACCAAGUGACAAUUACUUUCGCGCAUGGACUUUCCGUCUCCCCUCUACCCACUGGCCACUCUGAUGCCGAGACAGCGACUGUUGCUACCGCCUCUACCCAAAUCGCUUUCUACAAUGUCAACAUUAUCAACUCUGAUAACCUUGAUGGUCUGGAAUCUUCAUACGUCACCCUGGCUGCAUCUAUAUAUGGCAAUCAUGUCGCAUUCUAUGGUGUCUGGUUCCAGGGAUGGCAAGAUACUCUCCUGACCGGAAGUACAACCGGAUACCAAUAUUACGAAUCGUCGUAUAUUGAGGGCGCGAUUGAUUUCAUUUGGGGAUACUCUAAAGCCUACUUCAAGGGCUGCACCAUUGGUGCCAAGAAAGCGAAGUCUGCGAUCACCGCACACAGCCGAGCCUCGUCUACCGCGAUCGGUGGUUACAUCUUUGACCAGACGUUGUUCACUGCUGCCGCUGAUGCCACCGUUGAUCUUACGGAGACUAUCUACCUUGGUCGUCCCUACUCUCAGUACGCCCUUGUCGUGGUCAAGAACUCAUACCUCACCGAUGUGAUCAACCCAUCUGGAUGGAAGGCCUGGUCAACCAGCGACCCUCGCACUUCUGGAGUGACUUUCGCUGAAUUCAACAACACCGGGCCGGGUAACUGGGAAAACAACGCAGCAGCCCGUGAGGCAUUCGGAUACGCUACCCUGCUGACGGAGGAUACCUACUCCCUGGCGAGCGUCAUGGACUCCACUGACUGGAUCGACAUGACCCACUGGGACUCCAUUGAUACGCCUACCGCUGUCUCUGGUACAGCUACCACAACAGCCACCCCGACUCCGACCCCCACGGCGAUUUACGAUGGAACCACUCCUCCCUCUGGUGCUUACAUUGUGUCUCAGACCAGCCUUGGAACAAAUACAACUGUAAACACAACUGUUUACGAUACUAUUCAGAGUGCUCUCAAUGCGAUCCCAACCUCGUCUAAGGUCACACCCACCAUCUUCAUCUACCCCGGUACAUACGAGGAGCAACUUAUUAUCAGCAAGUCUGGCUCUGUCGUUUUUAUGGGUUAUUCUGAGUCUACAUACGACUAUUCCAGCAACCAGGUCACCAUCCAGUACAACCAUGGUAUUGACACUGGUGCCGAUCAGUCCAACUCUGAUGGUGCUACCGUUUAUGCUACUGGUAACUACUUCGAAUACAAGGCCAUCAAUAUUAAUUUCGUCAACAACAACGGCACCCAAAAAGACAUUGCCACUCUCGGAUUUGCUGUCAAGUCCAGCAAAUAUGCCAGUCUGUAUGGCUGCCAGGUCAAAGGAAACCAAGACGCUCUCUUGAUUAACGGCAACCUUUUCAUGAGCAACGGAUAUGUUGAGGGUAACAUUGACAUGAUUUGGGGAAGUGGCGCUGGUUACUUCUUGAACACAACCAUCUCGCCCAACGAAGACGGCAUCAAUCUCACAGCGGAUAAGAGAACCACAAACACCACCGCCGGAGGUUUCGUAUUUGAUCAAUGUGAGAUCAUUCCUUCGACCGGGGCCGGCUCAAUGUCGAAGAUCUCGCUCGGAAGACCCUGGAACCAGUAUGCCCGGGUUGCGUACAUUGACUCCUACCUCGAUUCUUGUGUGGAGGCUGCCGGAUGGGAGCAAUGGUCUAAGUCAAGCCCUCAGACCUCCGGCGUCACCUUUGCUGAAUAUGGAAAUUACGGUCCGGGAUCCAGUACUUUGUCGCGUGCGACGUUCGCUUCUCAGCUCACUGACACGGAUGUCGUUCAAUUCGAACUUGCCCAGUUCUUCUUUACCACCUCCUGGAUUGAUUUCACGCACGUCGAGGGGACGCCCUUUGUGCCGGGAACGACUACCACUGUUUCGAGCGCUGCCGUGCCAAGUGCUACUCCUUCAAGGGCCAUCAUCUCUUCAGCCAUCGUUUCCACCCCUCUAUUGACUUUCACUACCACUGUUGACGUGAUCUCCACGUCAACCACAGGCGCCUUCAUCACGGUCACCCCGACUGAUACAAUUUCGACUGUCCAGUCCACCACGAUCCUGACGCUCACACCGGAAGAUGUGACAAAGACUACAACACUCAAGUCGACUAUCACUAGUACUAAUAUUCUGACCGAACCAACAAUCACAUCCACCAAGACCUCGAUCGUGACUACGGAUAUUGGCAGCACCAUUACACCUGACCCAAAGACUGUCACCACGACUAGCAAAGCGACGACCACUGAUACAGUGACCAUCACUGGCAAGGACACAACAAAGAUCGUGAAGAGCACCGUCACCUCGACGUCAACCAUCUCUGCCGCUGCUUCCACGGUUACCGACAAGGAGACAGUAACUAUCACCAGUGUCAAGACUACGAGCGCCAAGGCUGGGAAGACUACUUCGAUCGCAACAGUCACAGUUGGAUCCGAAGGAACCACCACCGUCAGCGCUAAAGCCACCACAGAGGUCGUUACUUCCAUUUCCACAAAGACAGCCACCAAGAAGGUUACGACAACUCUCAGCUGUGACGCCCCCGCCAAGAAGAUCAAGCGAGCGCUCAUCCCCCGGGACAAUGUUGCCAUCGUCACUGACUAUGUCACGGAAAUCGACUACGUUACUAAGACUGUAACCACAACGCUUCCUGCCGCUACGGACUACAUGACCGAUGUCACAACUAAGACAACCUCGCUCAAGGCCGCGACAGUCACGAACACUAUCACUUCCAUCGCCACUAAGCUCUCCACAAGCACCAUUAAGGCCGUCACCUCGAUUGUUACUGCCAUUGAAACCACCUCCGUUGGCAAGACCACAACCCUGAAGGCUUCCACUGUCACCAACACCGUUACCUCGUUGGUCGAGAAGCAGGCUACAGUGACUCUACCAGGUCAAACUGUGACUUCUGUCAGCCUGAAGACGGCAAUUGUCAAGAGCACCGUCCACCUGCCUGCCGUGACUACCACCGCCACUGUAACGACAACAGUGAAGAGCACCACCACUCUCCCUGGCUCCACUAGCACUGUCAUCAAGACUUCCACUGUCACUAAUCACCCCUCGGUUACUAUUACCAAUCGUGCUACGUCCACUUCCACCAAGGUCGUUAAGACUACUUCCACUAGCACCGUGACAGCCACGAAGACUGCCAAGUGCUCCUGA
Penicillium expansum is the source of this 5568-nucleotide messenger RNA. RefSeq names its product putative pectin methylesterase. Lineage: Eukaryota; Fungi; Ascomycota; Eurotiomycetes; Eurotiales; Aspergillaceae. Bases 1 to 5568 code for a protein of 1855 amino acids. Gene Ontology annotation, biological process: cell wall modification. The transcript has 5 exons. Gene Ontology annotation, molecular function: pectinesterase activity. The record is from RefSeq and is a predicted model, not a curated record.